This is a messenger RNA of Rotaria sp. Silwood1, 441 nucleotides long. The record is from the annotation of a GenBank genome assembly. NCBI's taxonomy places the organism in Eukaryota, Metazoa, Rotifera, Eurotatoria, Philodinida, Philodinidae.
AUGCUGGUAAAUUCAAAACAUUUAGCUUCAUAUGUAACACCAAAUAAUAUGCUUGUCAUUGAAGUACCUAUUCAUAAUUCAGAAAUAGAACGUCGUGUUGCUCAAGCAAAAAAUGAUAAUCAAAUUGGUUCAGAUUUUCAACCACGUAUUAUUGAUAAAGGUAAUAAUCAAAAACAACUUGAAAUAUCAAUUGAAAUGAAAAAUUCUCGACCAGAUGAAAUAAAAGUAUCAGUUAAAAAUAAUGAAUUAAUUGUACAAGGUGAACAUCAACAUAAAGAUAAGAAUUGUUCAGAACGAUCCUUCUUCUUUAAAUCAACAACAUUACCAUCUGGUACACAAAUGGAUCAAUUACAAUCACAUUUAACAGAUGACGGACAAUUAGAACUUGAAGCACCUUAUAUUAAUUUUGAAAUGAUAAAAGUUCAUGUCCAUCUCUCAUAG